Messenger RNA from Symbiodinium sp. CCMP2456, 912 nucleotides. Lineage: Eukaryota; Dinophyceae; Suessiales; Symbiodiniaceae. The record is from the annotation of a GenBank genome assembly.
AUGAAACGCAGCCAUCCUUCGCUCGGGGAGCCGGAGAGAGAUUCCUGCUGGUCCCUCUUUGAUGAUGAAGAAACCCAGGAGGAAGCUGAAGGUGUGGGCGGCGUCUGCGCAUCGGAACAUCCCUACUUCAAAGGCCGAACCUUCCCAAAGGAGUCAUUGGAAGAGGCCUUGGAGGAGUACAUCCCGACAGCUUGUGACUUCCUGACCAUGGCUGGGAUGCAGGGCCGGUCGACGGCAUCCUCCCUGCACAAGGCCGCCGGCCGAUUCCGUGCCAAGGACCGCGAGGGCUGUGCCGCAGCUGCGCGCGUGGCUGCUGGCGGCGCUUGGCAGCUCUUGCAGGAGACGGCCCCGUCAGAGGCCAUCCUCCACACGCACGCGCUCUCUCAUGCAAUGCUGGCCGCCUCCCUUGCCGAUCCAUGGGAGGCGAUGCGACAUGCAGAUCUGGCUUUACUUUUGUGCCCAGACCUGCCGAUUGGGGCGCUACAUGGGUUGGCACAGGAGUGCAACCUGCGCUGCCAAGCCCAAGCCCAGACUCCCUGCGCCGAAGAACGGGCCUGGCAUAUCCCAGCGGAGCUGGACCUUCGCAGCCCGAAAGUUCCACAGAUCCUGCAGCCCAUCGAACGUGUGGGAUGCCAUGGGCUCUCGGUGACAUCCUUCCGGGAGCGCAUGCUGAAGCGGGCGUGUCCUGCAGUGGUGGAGGGGCACCUGUCGCAGGCGCACUGGAAUGCGCAGGGCUGGUCAGACCUGAGGUUCUGGGCUGUGCAGCACGGGCAUCGCACCAUACCGAUCGAAAUGGGCUCUUCAGAGGAUGACGCAACCAGCAUGGCGCUGCAGCAAUCGAACGUCUCAGAAGGAAGCCUCCUGGUCUCUGUGUUUGUGGACAAGUAUCUCUUGCCUUCCAACGAGUCCUGA